Anguilla anguilla (European eel) is the source of this 6496-nucleotide messenger RNA. It is a transcript of the gene slka, whose product is annotated as STE20-like kinase a. The transcript is spliced from 19 exons. The record is from RefSeq and is a predicted model, not a curated record. Gene Ontology annotation, molecular function: ATP binding; protein binding; protein serine/threonine kinase activity. Bases 905 to 4264 code for a protein of 1119 amino acids. NCBI's taxonomy places the organism in Eukaryota, Metazoa, Chordata, Actinopteri, Anguilliformes, Anguillidae. Gene Ontology annotation, biological process: protein phosphorylation.
ACUGAACACCAAACUGCGACUGCGUCUUUGAGAACACCGCUAUCCUGACUCUGCUUGCUGAAGUUAUUACUGCGACUGAUCGGAAUAGACAUUCAGUCGUCUGAAGCACGAGGGAUAUUUCUAAUGUCACAUUUAGUUAGAAAAUGGACUACUGUUUGAUGGAAUCCAAGGCUAUGUGAAAAUUCAUUUGGUCGUCGCCUUUUCUGUUUCUAUGAAGAGAAAAGGAAGGAGUGCCUCUACGCUGUCUCAACGUUAGCUUGAUCGGUUGGGCCGAUGUGUUUCUGGAGAGUUUUACUGGCGCUUAAGCCUACUUUGCUUUUACAGUCAGUGGACAUAUAAUACACAAAGAUAUUAAGUUAAACAUUUUCUUCAUCCUCUGGUCACAUGGUCGAUUAUGCGCGGAGUUGAAUGGCAGUUGGGGUUCAUUUCCUAUUUUGCUUCCAUCGAAACAUUUUACCGCCCGGAUUUUACAGAAAUGCAGCUCAAUAUAAUCGCGAUACACACUCCUGGACUCCCACGUUAAGAUAGCCUGCUAGCUGCUUUAGGCUAGCAUUUAGUUUGUGUGUAUUGUCUAUGUGAUUAGCUUGCUAUAUUUGGCCAUACAAGUAAAGAUGUGGACUUAUUCCUUGUGAUUGCCAGGCUACGUGCAACAGAUAACGUUAUAUUAGGUGUAGCCAGCUAGCCACAAUUUGCUUGGUUUAGUAGCUAAAUAGCUAGCUGUAUCGCUACGAUAGCUAAUUAUCUGUUUAAUGUUAGCUAGAGUUGGCUAUUAAAACCAGUUGCUUGCUAGCUGUUUGCUCCCCACUUGCUUGCUAACUCUUGCCACUAUAUAAAAAAAUUGGUCUCUAUUAAGAAACCACACAGUUCUUCCUUACUAGCUAGUGACAGAUACGUGUAUUUGACAAUGUCGUUUUUUAAUUUUCGCAAAAUCUUCAAAUUGGGGAGCGAAAAGAAGAAAAAACAAUAUGAACACGUUCACAGAGAUCUGAAUCCAGAGGACGUCUGGGAGAUUAUCGGUGAAUUGGGAGAUGGAGCCUUUGGAAAAGUGUACAAGGCUCAGAACAAAGAGACGGGGAUCCUGGCGGCGGCGAAGGUGAUCGACACCAAGACCGAGGAGGAGCUGGAGGACUACAUGGUGGAGAUCGAAAUCCUGGCCUCGUGCGACCAUCCCAACAUCGUGAAGCUGCUGGACGCUUUCUACUACGAGAGCAAGCUGUGGAUUCUGAUCGAGUUCUGCGGGGGAGGGGCCGUGGAUGCAGUAAUGCUGGAACUGGAGCGCCCUCUGACCGAGCCGCAGAUCCGGGUGGUCUGCAAGCAGACUCUGGACGCCCUGGCCUACCUGCAUGAGAACAAGGUCAUCCACAGGGACCUGAAAGCAGGGAACAUCCUCUUCACGCUGGAGGGGGAUAUCAAACUGGCCGAUUUCGGCGUGUCGGCCAAGAACACAAAAACCCUGCAGAGGAGAGAUUCCUUUAUCGGGACGCCUUACUGGAUGGCGCCAGAGGUGGUGAUGUGCGAGACCUCCAAGGACCGACCCUACGACCACAAGGCGGACAUCUGGUCCCUGGGGGUGACGCUGAUCGAGCUGGCGCAGAUCGAGCCCCCCAACCACGAGAUGAACCCCAUGAGAGUGCUGCUGAAGAUCGCCAAAUCGGAGCCCCCCACCCUGAUGCAGCCGUCGCGAUGGUCUCCGGAGUUCAGCGACUUCCUGAGGAAGUGCCUGGAUAAGAAUGUGGACAACCGCUGGAGCACAGCCCAGCUCCUGCAGCACCCGUUCGUCUCCAGCGUGACGAACAGCAGGCCGGUCAGGGAGCUGAUCGCCGAGGCCAAAGCAGAAGUCACCGAGGAGAUCGAGGAGAACAAGGAGGAAGAGGAGGACGAAGAGCCGGAGCCGCAGCUGGCCGUGCCCGGGCACAAGCGCGCCCCGUCGGAAGGCAGCGUCGGGAGCUCGGAGGACGAGAAGCUGUCGCAGUCCGCCUCCAUCCUGGAGUCCGUCUCGGAGAAGGCGGAGCCGGACGUCUCCAGCGACAGGCUGUCGGACGAGGGCAUCGGCGCCAGCGAGCCGGAGCAUGGCGAGAGCGACGCCGGGAACGAGGCCGCCGGGGAGGGGGCGGAGCCCGCCGGGGAGAGGGCGGAGCCUGCCGGGGAGGGGGCGGAGCCAGACGCCAGGCCGGCUCCGGAGGGAGUGGGAGAGGAGGAGAAGAAGAGCGAGCCCCAGGAGGAGAGGACUCCAGAGGUCCCAGCGGAGGAAGGGAGGGGGGCCCCUGCACAGGAGGGGGCUGAGGGUGAGGCCGAGGAGCCCUCAGCUUUGGGAGCGAAGGGCAGCCCUGCCAAAGGAGCCGCGGAGGGUCCCAGCACCACGCCCAGCCAGAAGGACCAGGAGGAAGCGUCCAAGGAGAAGGGGGAGGAGGAGCAGAAACCUUCAGAAGAGGAGGUCAGCGUGAGGGAGGCAGCUCCAGCAGAGGGUGGGGCUGAGGCUCCUGGGGGCGGAGCCAAAGCUGCGGAGGAGGCAGCCCCGCCUCCCAGCGAGCCCCCUGGGCUGGCCCAGGUGACCAUCACCGUGACCGAGCCGGAGAAGAGCCCGGAGGAGGCUACCCCGGCCCCCACCCCAGCCGGAGAGAAGGUGCCGGAAGAGGAGGCAGAGAACGCAGAGGUGAAAGAAGAGAUGAAGGAAGAGGAAGAAAAAGCGAAGGAGACUGAGGCGGUGAAAGUGGAGAAAGUGGCUUGGGUAGUGGAGGAGGAGAGGGCCGCGCCGGUGGAGAAGGAGAAGGAGAAGGAGAAGGAGAAAGAGAAGGAUUCGGACUCCGGCAGCAGCUCCACGACCGAAAACAACAACGCGGACACGAACCUGUCCAUCUCCAGCUUCCUCAGCAAGAACAAGGAGACCGGCUCUGUGUCCAUCCAGGACACCAAGCGGCAGAAGAAGACCCUGAAGAAGACCCGUAAGUUCAUGGUGGACGGUGUGGAGGUCAGCGUCACCACGUCGAAGAUCGUGACGGACCACGACACCAAAAACGAAGAGAUGAGGUUCCUCAGGCGGCAGGAGCUGCGGGAGCUGAGGCUGUUGCAGCGGGAGGAGCAGAAAGCGCAGCAGCAGCUCAGCAACAAGCUGGAGCAGCAGAAGGAGCACAUCUUCCGCCGCUUCGAGCAGGAGAUGACGGGUAAGAAGCGGCAGUACGACCAGGAGGUGGAGAACCUGGAGAAGCAGCAGAAGCAGACCAUCGAGCGGCUGGAGCAGGAGCACACCAGCCGGCUGCGGGACGAGGCCAAGCGCAUCAAGGCCGAGCAGGACAAGGAGCUGUCCAAGUUCCAGAGCGUGAUGAAGAACCGCCGGAAAGAGGUGAAGCAGGAAGUGAGCCAGUCGCCCAAACACAUGAGGAGAGAUCUCAUGAAACGGAUAAAGGAAGACCUGUCAGUCCAGCAGCACGAAGAGGAGCAGGAGUUUCUGCAGAAGCAGCAGCAGGAGCUGGACAGUGCUCUGAAGAAGAUCAUCCAGCAGCAUAAGCACGAGAUCGCCACCAUUGAACGCGACUGCCUCAACCACAAACAGCAGCUGCUCAGAGCCCGUGAAGCAGCCAUGUGGGAGCUGGAAGAGCGCCACCUACAGGAGAAGCACCAGCUGCUCAAGCAGCAGCUGAAGGAUCAGUACUUCAUGCAGAGGCACCAGCUGCUGAAGAGACACGAGAAGGAAAUGGAGCAGAUGCAGAGGUACAACCAGCGACUGGUGGAGGAGAUGAAGAACAGGCAGGCCCAGGAGAGAGGCCGCCUGCCCAAGAUCCAGCGCGGCGAGGCCAAGACGCGCAUGGCCAUGUUCAAAAAGAGCCUGCGCAUCACCUCCACGGGCACGCCCGAGCAGGACCGCGAGAAGAUCAAACAGUUUGCGGUGCAGGAGGAGAAGAGGCAGAAAAAUGAGAGGCUUCACCAGCAUCAGAAACAUGAGAACCAGAUGAGAGAUCUGCAGCUGCAGUGUGACGCCAACGCCAGGGAGCUGCAGCAGCUACAGAAUGAGAAGUGCCACCUCCUGAUCGAGCACGAGACGCAGAAGCUGAAGGAGCUGGACGAGGAGCACAGCCAGGAGCUGAAGGAGUGGAGGGACAAGCUCCGCCCCCGGAAGAAGGCCCUGGAGGAGGAGUUCGCGCGGAAGCUUCAGGAACAGGAAGUGUUCUUCAAGAUGAGCGGGGAGUCGGAGUGCCUUAACCCCUCCGCCCAGAGCCGCGUCUCCAAAUUCUACCCUGUGCCCAGCGUGCACUCGUCCGGCUCGUAACGCGGCCGGACCGGGACAGGCGUGCUGGGACGCGCUGUGGACUCCCGAAAAUAACGCCCCGCCUUCCGCCUCCUUGCCGGGGACAAUCGCAGCGCCCGCCAUUCUGCUAACCGGGCGAAUCGGGCGGGCCGCAUUUUAUACGGAAUGAAGUUACUGAAGCCUCACUGUUGCCUUGCUUUUCUCUCUGUGUGUAAUCCUCUGUACCCUGCUUCAGUCUGAAAGCAAAUAUCCAGCUUCAGCGAGUAGUAGUGUUUCCGUUCUUUCCCUGCUUGUUUCUGGGACGGUGUUUCCAAACGUAUUCACCUGCAGUUUUGUGUUAAAGCUUUCACAGCAGCUCAAGUGUUAAAAUGAUUUUUUAGGAUUGACAGACUGUACUUUAGAUGUCUCCUCCAUAAGGAACCCAGUGCCUAAAAUUUAAAGGAUUCCAUGAUUCAGCUUUUUUACACAAGCUUGCUCCAAGUCCACUGCUGCUCAGAUUCCCCCCGAUUUAUUUGCACUAAAAGCGGUUGGAAUUUGUACAAAUGGCAUACAAUUUUAUAUUUAACAUACGGUGGUGCUUGAAUGAAUUCUGAGGCAGUUGAAUGCCAUAUAUCUGCUUCAGCACAGUAGAAUGUACCUUUGGUGAACUAUGAAGUGCACAUUUAUAAGAUGAGUCUUGAGGUCAGGAUUUAUUUUAUAAGCAUUUAAUAAUCAUUCUCAAAUAAAGGAUAGAACUCUCCUGAGAGAUUAUUGAACGAGUUAAAAGAAUGCUGCAUGGGUUUGAAUAUCACUGUCUAUGGCUUUCCUCCAGUUUGUAUCGGAUAUCAUAACUGCUAAUACUGUGUGUGCGCACAUGCGUGUGUGCGUCUUUUUGUCAUUCUUUAAGCUUUUGGUAGUGGUUAUAUCUUUUUUAUACUUUGAAAGUUAACAUAGUUUUUGUUGUUUUUUUAGAGUCUAGUUACUUUAAAUUAUCAUUUCAGGCACAGGUUUUCUUUUGUGUUAUGCAGUUGGACUUUUUAAAUUGAGGUAAUGACAUAGGUAAGAAUUUUAUUAGGUUUUUGGAAAUGAGACAAACACACACGCAUACACACACAACUGUUAAUAUCAAGGAAUGUAUUUCUGUAGUCAUAUCGUGCACUGUUGCUGUUAGGUGAACUGAGAAUAUGCAGUAUUUAUCUCAGCUAGGGGCGAAACACAACCCGGUCAUGUUUAAACUCUUUAUUCAGUUCAUGUUACAAUUUACAAUAUACACCUUUGAACCAUAUUUUUCCCUACCCCUACUCUAUAUUUUUAGACAUUUCAUUUCCAAAUGUAUUAAAUCAUACAGUGCAUGAUUUUCUGUUUGUUUCCCCCAGAUUUAUAGUCAGUUAUUAACUCUUAAUUUAAUGAAAUUAUAUCUGAUCUUUCUCAUGAUUAUCAAUAGUUAGCCUUAAAUUUCCUGAAAUUGAUUGACAGGUCUGCAUCUGCAUAGCUAAAAUUAUGUAAUUGCCUCAUGUGAAUCUCUGUCACUUUGGACAUUUUUGGUGGACCUGUUUGAGGAAUUCUCUCCAUGGAAAUCUAACUUCAGUUGGAUUCUGUAAUUAAGGUUUAAUUCUCAGAUUCUGUCAGUGUAAUGUAAUUAACAUUCUGGGUGUAAUGUUCGUUAGCUCUUCGUUUCAUAUGGUAACAGUUGUGCAAAGGUUCUUAUUUUCUGAGGUUUUUUCUGUGCGAUAAGCUUUACUGGAUUUGCAAUGCUAUAGUAUUUUAUUUUUUUUUUUUUUUUUUUUUUUUUUAAAAUAGGAGUUUCCUGGCAAAAGUAAGCAGCCCAUUUGUACAUGACGUGCAAUAUAUGUUGUCAUGAACUGAUCAUGUCCCUGAAUGGCCAUGUUCAUUUUUGCAGAGUCUUGCGGGUUGGAGUGAGUAGUCAUGCACUACAGAUCCCAGAGGUCUCUGUUUCCCACCAGUGAAAUCCCGUUCAUUAGUGCCCUUGCACAUACAAGCGCAUUGCAAGUCCUGCCAUCGCAAAGGGUCGCAUUUUAAACCGUAUGGCAUGUACUGGUGUGACUUUAGUUUGGCAACAAUCUUCAGUGUGUUCAAUACGAAGUGUUUCAUUUGACACUAGUGUGCAAACUGUAAAAGUAUGUAAUUUGAAUGUGUAAAAUUAAAGAAUUUUACCCUGGAGAUCAUAUGCAUUUUCAAGAUCAGGUGAUUUGUAUUUAAAACACUUCCGUAGAUUGCUAUUACUGUACUGUAAAUAAAACAUUUAUAUUUACA